AUGACGCAGCCCAUUAACCUGAUAUUCAGGUUCUUGCAGAGCAGACAGAGAAUAUCGAUCUGGCUGUUCGAGCAGGCGGACAUGCGAAUUGAGGGCAAAAUCAUUGGUUUCGAUGAAUACAUGAACCUGGUGUUGGACGAGGCUGAGGAGGUCUCCGUGAAGAGGAAGUCAAGAAAAGCACUAGGUGUGUUGGCUUUGAACCCCUGCUGCAACAAGAAUGGAGUUCUGGCAAGCAAGGGCCGUACGCCUCUCCUGAGCUUUUAUAUGAGGCUGCUUCCCAUGCAGUGA
This is a messenger RNA of Ostreobium quekettii, 288 nucleotides long. The record is from the annotation of a GenBank genome assembly. Lineage: Eukaryota; Viridiplantae; Chlorophyta; Ulvophyceae; Bryopsidales; Ostreobiaceae.